Messenger RNA from Musca domestica (house fly), 3384 nucleotides. RefSeq names its product mucin-5AC. The record is from RefSeq and is a predicted model, not a curated record. The annotation marks the transcript as partial. The transcript has 9 exons. Gene Ontology annotation, molecular function: mRNA binding. Lineage: Eukaryota; Metazoa; Arthropoda; Insecta; Diptera; Muscidae.
ACGUGUCUCUACAACAGCCCCAAAAUCACUCCCCCCCAGACAAACGUGUACGAAAAAGCCAUCACCAUUUCGUCGAUUGCGAUUAAACGCAGGCCAACGCUGCCGCAAACGCCAGCGAGUGCCCCACAGGUGUUGUCACCCAAACGACAGUGUGCCGCAGCCGUUUCGGUAAUACCAGCCAAUAACGCCGUCGGUAAUCAAGUCGUUGCUGCUGCCGCCGCCGCCGCCGCCCAAUUAGCACCCCAACUGCAAUACGCCACUGCACCAGCCACCGCUGCCGUUGCCCUGAAAGCCAAUCACCAUCACCAGUUGGCCUACAAUUCGGCUGCCGCUGCACAAUUGGCUGCCACAGCUGCCAUCAACGCUCACACCCACUCACAUCACACCGCCCAACAGCAAGUGGCUGCUGCAGCAGCUGCGGCCGCUGCCCAUCAACGUAAUUUGAACGCUGCCGUUGCUGCCCACCAGCACAUCCAGAAUUCAGCUGCUGCCGCUGCCCUAUUGAAUCAUCAUCAGCAAUUUGGUCAGGGGGCUGCCACACACUCGUUGUCCACACAACAGCAGCAACAACAACAGGCCGCUGCAGCUGCCGCGGCUGCAGCUGCUGCUGCGCAUCAGCAACAUUUGGUAUUGCAACAUCAUCAGCAGAGUAUUUACCAACAGCAACAACAACAACAUCAACAGCAGCAACAACAAUUGAGACACUACAACAAUCAUCAUCAGCAACAACAACACAAUCAUCACUCGAACACCAACAACAACAGCAGCAAUAAUCAUCAUCAACAGCAACAACAACAACUAAUUGCGGUGACAACACCUAACCACAACAACACAAACCAACAACACCAAACAGUUACCAGCUCCACCAACACCUCCUCCUCCUCAGCCUGUACAUCACCCAACAGCAACAACAACAACAACUUAGUCUAUACCUCGGCAGCCAACACAGCCUUAACUGUCAAUACUUCAUUACAUUCCAACGACUCCAAUACAUCGGCAUCUUCAUCGAGCACCACCACACCCACACCCGCAGCCGUCUCCACGGCCGCUGCCACUUCAUUGGCGUGUGAGAACACCACAAGCUCGACGACAACUGUGAACGCAAAUAACACCGGCAGCAACACUACCAACAGCAACAACACAUCGUCAAGUACUACGUCAACAACAACAACAAUGGAAAAUCAAAUGGCACUGGCACCAUUGGGAUUAUCACAAAGCAUGGAUUCCGUUAAUACUGCAAGCAAUGAAGAAGAGGUUCGAACCCUUUUCGUCAGUGGUCUGCCCAUGGAUGCAAAACCACGUGAACUGUAUUUGUUAUUCAGAGCUUAUGAGGGCUAUGAAGGAUCUCUAUUAAAAGUUACCAGCAAAAAUGGCAAGACAGCAUCGCCUGUUGGUUUUGUUACAUUCCAUACACGUGCGGGCGCUGAGGCCGCCAAACAAGAUUUACAGCAGGGUGUACGCUUCGAUCCCGAUAUGCCCCAAACAAUACGCUUGGAAUUCGCCAAGAGUAACACGAAAGUGAGCAAACCCAAACCACAGCCCAAUACAGCGACAACAGCCUCACAUCCUGCAUUGAUGCACCCACUCACUGGACAUUUGGGCGGUCCCUUCUUUCCGGGCGGACCCGAGCUAUGGCAUCAUCCGUUAGCCUAUUCGGCGGCAGCCGCUGAAUUGCCCGGCGCUGCGGCAUUGCAGCAUGCCACACUCGUGCAUCCGGCACUGCAUCCUCAAGUGCCAGUACGCUCUUAUCUUUGACUAAAUACAGAUAAAGUUAUGGAACAGCCAAUGCAUCAAACUCAAAUGACCAUGCCGCAACAUCAUCAAACAACCCAAGCUAUACACCCAUCUAUGCAUAUGUCGGCUGCUGCCGCCGCCGCAGCUGCCGCUGCCGGUUUGGCACCAGGUGCCGGGGCAUCUGGUCCAACGGGUGGCGCCCCACCCACGGGUGGUCCACACGCACAUCAUCCUUUUUUAUCAAGUCCCGCUCUAGCGAGCCCAGUUGGUUCUACAAAUAAUGCAACGCAUCCAAAUAAUCCACCCUUGGCUGCCAAUGCACCAUGUUCGACAUUGUUUGUAGCCAAUUUGGGCCAGUUUGUGUCCGAGCACGAGCUGAAAGAAGUUUUCUCUAGUAUGCCUGGCUUUUGUCGCCUACGAAUGCACACAAAAGGUACGCACAAUAUCACCACUUCUACUACCACUUCCAACACCAUCACCACUUCUUCUACUACUUCUACUUCUAUCACCACCAAUACCAAUUAUAAUAAUACCACAGCAGCCAAUGGCAGUGGCAAUAACAGCAACAGCAACAACAACAACAACAAUGGCAACAAUGAUAAAAAUUGCAACACCACGCCAACAUCAUUGGCAGCAACAAGUUGCAGCACAAAUUCGCUAGCCGCCGGAGCACAACAACAGCAACAGCAGUAUUUUCAAAAUGGUGGAAGUAUAACAACCCUACCAUCACCAUCCUCAUCUUCUUUGUCCUCGGCCUCCCUGGUCUCAUCAUUAUCGUCCACAUCCAAUGCAAAUCAUCCGGUGGCCUUUAUUGAAUUCAAAGAUGCCGCCAGUGCUGCCACAGCCAUGCAACAGUUGCAGGGUAAAUAUUUGCUCUCAUCGGAUCGUGGUUCCAUUCGCAUUGAAUUUGCCAAAAGCAAAAUGAUUAAUGAUGGCAACGGCGGUGGCGGUGGCGGCGGCUGUUCCUCCAAUGGCCAUCACCAUCAUCAUGGUGUAAAUGCCAACACAAGUCAGUCGAACAAAAUGUUAAACAAUAUGGCCAACAUAAAUGCUGGACACCCACAACCACAGCAACCACCCCCAACCAUGACUCUAAUAAAUCCCCCAGGCUCGGCCAUGUUGACCCCCUCUCCCGGCAAUGGGCCCCAGUUGGUGAUAUUGAAUGGUUAUGGCAAUCCGGCUGGUUUUGCCACAGCAGCUGCUGCUGGACCAGCAACACAUCAGAUUAUGUUGCCGCCACCACCGCCACCUGUUACAGCGGCCACGGGUCCAGCAAUGGCAACACCUCAAUUUAUGAACUGUGCCAGUCAUCAUCAUCAGCAGCAGCAGGCAGCGCAACAGUAUCAGGCCAUAACAAUGCAGUUUAAUAACCACCAUCAUCACAGCGCUCAGAAUAACAACAACAACUGCAUCGGCAACAACAACAACAAUAAUAAUAGUAUUGCAACUAAUACCAUUGUUAAUAGUAAUCGUUCAAGUGCACCACAAGCACCACCACCACCAAUACCACAACUACUACCACCACCAAUACCACAACCACCACCAACACCAUUGCAACCACAGCCAACAACUGUCGUUGUCAAUUCACUUCAGCACCAACUUCAUCCAAUACAGCACCAAAAUCAUCUCUUUAGAGACCAAAUACGUUAA